AUGACCGUACAUAAGCCUGAUCGAGUUGUUGUCAAAACAGGUGAACGUGGAACGCAGGUUACGGUAGCUUUAGCAGUUAACGUACUUGGCAAUUAUAUCCCCCCUAUAUUUGUUUUUUCAAGAGUCCGAUACCAAGAUCAUUUUCUAAGAGGAGUUCCAUUGGAGUUGCCAACAGAUCUGGAUGGAUGCAAGAUGAAGAAUUUUUUUAAUUUCUUAAACAUUGUCAACAUCACACUAAUUGUUCACCUUUCCACAAAAUUAUUAUACUCAUCUCAUACAUCUAUAAAAGCAUUGGAUUAUUGUUAA
Molecule: messenger RNA, 306 nt
Organism: Psylliodes chrysocephalus
Lineage: Eukaryota; Metazoa; Arthropoda; Insecta; Coleoptera; Chrysomelidae
Source: the annotation of a GenBank genome assembly